Molecule: messenger RNA, 4178 nt
Organism: Micropterus dolomieu (smallmouth bass)
Lineage: Eukaryota; Metazoa; Chordata; Actinopteri; Centrarchiformes; Centrarchidae
Gene: ntrk3b
Product: neurotrophic tyrosine kinase, receptor, type 3b
Biological process (GO): cellular response to nerve growth factor stimulus; protein phosphorylation; cell surface receptor protein tyrosine kinase signaling pathway
Cellular component (GO): axon; membrane; signaling receptor complex
Molecular function (GO): neurotrophin receptor activity; neurotrophin binding; transmembrane receptor protein tyrosine kinase activity
Source: RefSeq, a predicted model, not a curated record
GAGGAGACGAAAGAGAAAAGAAGGUCCAGUAGCUGUGAUCAGUGGUGAGGAAGACUCUGCCAGUCCUCUUCAUCAUGUCAACCAUGGGAUUAUUACCCCCUGUACUCUGGAUGCGGGUCCUGAUGCGGUUGUCAUAGGGAUGACUCGUAUUCCUGUGGUGGAGAACCCUCAGUACUUCAGACAUGGACACAACUGCAAUAAGCCAGCCACCCUUGUCCAACAUAUAAAGCGGAGAGACAUCAUCCUGAAAAGGGAGUUGGGUGAAGGAGCUUUCGGUAAAGUGUUCCUGGCAGAGUGUUACAACCUCAGCCCCACCAAGGACAAGAUGCUGGUGGCUGUCAAGACACUGAAAGAUCCCAACCUGUCGGCAAGAAAGGACUUCCAGAGGGAGGCAGAGCUGCUGAGGUUGCAGCACGACCACAUCGUUAAAUUCUACGGAGUGUGUGUAGACGGAGACCCUCUCAUCAUUGUGUUCGAAUACAUGAAGCAUGGAGACCUCAACAAAUUCCUCAGAGCCCACGGCCCAGACGCCAUGAUUCUGGUAGACGGCCAACCACUGCAGUCCAACGGAGAGCUGGGUCUUUCCCAGAUGCUGCACAUCGCCACCCAGAUUGCCUCGGGCAUGGUCUACCUGGCCUCCCAGCAUUUUGUUCACAGAGAUCUGGCAACCCGCAAUUGCCUGGUGGGCAAUGGCCUGCUGGUUAAGAUUGGAGACUUCGGCAUGUCCAGGGACAUCUACAGCAGUGACUACUACAGGCGUGACAGCUGGGCCAGUUCGGACUUUGCUGGGGGCCACGCCAGAAGUUAUGAAGUACUUGCCUGCUGGGUUGGAGGACAUACCAUGUUACCUAUUCGCUGGAUGCCCCCGGAAAGCAUCAUGUACAGGAAAUUCUCCACGGAAAGUGACGUCUGGAGCUUUGGAGUCAUCUUGUGGGAGAUCUUUACCUAUGGGAAGCAGCCUUGGUUUCAGCUGGGUAAUAACGAGGUUAUUGAGUGCAUAACCCAGGGUCGGGUUCUGGAGAGGCCACGGAUUUGUCCUAAGGAGGUGUAUGACAUCAUGCUGGGCUGCUGGCAGAGGGAACCACAGCAGCGACUGAACAUUAAGGACAUUCAGAAGGUCCUGUUCGCCAUGGGAAAAGCCACACCGGUCUACCUGGACAUCCUGGGCUAGCAGCGGCCGGGGGGGUGGCCCGUUCUUCGCCAGACAGACAGAUCGACAGAGACAGACAGACAGACUGACCCACACAAAUCCAGGAAUAACCAAACCAACCUGUUCCACUGUCGAAAAAAACACCUACAAUGUUUUGGAAGGACUUAAGUGCCUGCAACACUUUUGGAUAUAGUGGAUAAAACGUAUUCAAAAAACACGCACUUUUACAUUUUGUUUACUUGCGCAUAAGAUGUACAGGUUUGAAGAAGACUUUUUUUCCUCAAAAAACUGCAAAAAUACACCGAAAUGGAGACGAAAAGAAAGUAAAGUGGACUGGCAAUAGGAAAAUGACCACAGUUUGAUUAUAUUAUGGAGAGAACACAUCAGAGUUAGAAUCUAUCCUGGGUUUGUUUUAUGAAUAUAUAUAGAAAUAUUACAUAUAUUUUAUAUUUAUUUCAUUUUGUCAGGGUGUUGAAGGGUCUGCCAUGUGUGUUGCUAAGGGCUCGGCCCUGUCUGAAGACGUCACGGACAGACUCUUGGCAGGGACUUGUCGAUGGUAGCCUUACUUGCACUCUGAUUGGCUGGCACUGAGCUUUUAAUGGGAACUUUGCCUCUGUGGAAUAACACUGGAGGGUUGACAGGAAGGAGCGCUCCGUAGAGGCCCUACCCAAUCAGACAACUGACAAAUCUAUUUUAAUUUAAAAACAAUGUACAUAUUGUAAAAUUCUAUGUGUCAAAAUUAUGUUAACUUAUUUUUUCGCGUGUUAUUUUGGUUCCUUUUCUGACUGUGAUCUGGGUGGGUAAAGUAUAAAGCUAUGGUAUUUGUUUUCAUCCUAGUCUAGUGGAGAUUUCUCUUGGGAAUUACCUGUGUCAGUGCUGGUAAGUUGUCUUAUGUUGUGAAGGUGAAUGGCAGUGAAUACUGUUCGAAAAAUCCACUGACACUGAAUCAUAGAGACUGCAGAAUUGGGGACAACUUGGAGCCAUCAACACGACACUUUUCCGAAGAGGUGAUGAAACCUCAUAUUCACUUUCCAGUUCAUUUGCUUUUUAUGGCAAGAAUAAUGUGUUGAGAGAAAAAAAAAUACACCACACCCCUCCAACACAUAGAUACGCUUUGAGAAACUGUUCUGUCAUUUUUAGGCUUUUUGGUGUGAAGCUGCUUUUCCACUCUAAAGAAAACAUUUUUGUAACUGGAAGUAUAAAUCAUUCACAAGUGUGUGCCUCGCAUACACAGCCUAAGAAGAGUAAAAAAUAAAAUCUGCGAAAUAGGUUUACUCUUUACUAUGAGCAAAUCAACACCACUCACAUAUCUGUCAGCUAAAUAUGAAGCGACAGCAUAAAGACUGGAAACAGGGUUAAACCGUUAGCCUCGCUUUCUCCACUUACCAGCACCAGUAACGCUGAUUAACUAACCUGUUAAAUCUCUUUCAAAAGCACAUUGACAUUUAAAAGCAAUUAACUAAAAACCCAGUCUUCGAAUUUGAGCCGUACACAUAAUUAAAUACAUGCUAAAUUAUAAUAUCAUCAUUUUAUGAGCGAUAGAUUGAGUAGUAGUAAUAAGUUUUUCACAGCCAAAAUGUCUACUAGACGAUGGGCUAGCUAGGCUUGGCUCUCUAUGUCCUGUUUGUUUCAUCUGUACAUAAACCGAGGUGUAAAAAGUAACCUCUGUAAAGGCUUCACCUUUACCUAUGGUUUUGUUAAGAUUUAACACUUCAAAUAUAACAUGUUAAUUGCUGAGCUUUAGAGGUGCUGAUAGGCAGAUUUUGUUACCUUAGGACAGAGCCAUGCUAGCUGUUAUCCCUUGUUUCAGGUCUUUGUGUGAAUAAGCUAACCGGCUGCUGGAAGUAGCUUCAUAUUUACUGUACAGACAUGAGAGUGGUAACGCUUUUCUCAUCUAACUGUCAAGGAAGCAAAUAAGUGUAUUUUUCGACAUUUUAGGUUAAUACCAUAGGAAUCCUGUCGCUUCACAGGCUGAGAAAAGAAACACUAUGGCUUCUUCCCUUGCAUUUCCUUUACAAGAACAAAAGAAGGACACUUUUUCUUUUUCAUCAGCUGUACAUGACUCACAGUCACGCUUUUCUUCCUCGCACUCGUGGCCUUUGCAUGUUUAGCAGUGAUGAGGUUUUACACCCGUCUGUUGCUUUGAUAAAAACCUCUUCUGUUACGACCAGAGAGGAGCCACUGAAGCAGGUAGAUACUUGUGUUGAUUUAUGGGCGGUCCAUCAAAAAUAAUAAUCACUCUAAUGGAUCAGCUAAUUGUGUGGUAUUACGCGUUCCAUAUUUUUGAUAAUUACAGUAUUUAAUGAACUGGAAAACAUGACAAGAGUUUUGUUCCAAAAUGUGAGAGAAAAACAUGACCCCAAAAAAGCUUAACAGCGAAAGAAAAACUAAAACCAAAUGAUAUUGCUUUUAAAGAAUAGUUCAUCAUUAAGUACUCAGUUGACGAAUUAAGUUCAUUUUUACAGAGUGGAUCCUGUAGAUUGCUCCGUCACUGAAUGAUAAACCUCAGGCAACGAUUUUAUUUUAUGUUGUGUCUGGAUAUAUAGCGUUUUGGAGUGGAACUCUUCACAUCUCUUCCUUAUUCUUCCUAUUAUCUUGCUGACAUAAAUUCUCACAGUAUCACAGUGUUGUCUCUGUUCCCCUUGGGACUAUGUAAAUCAUUAUUUCAAGUAUUUUAUAUGAAAGGCAGGAUCAAAUCCAACGAGUUACCCAAAGCAUUCAGUUUUUGUGUAUUCUCUUGUGGUAAAGAUAAACGCUUAAAGACCGUGAGCAUUUGCAGGGUAUUGUAAUCCUUUCAUGGUGAGUUGAAUAUUGUUUUCAAAGUUUUCUUUUUUUUUUCUUUUUUUGGACAAACUAACUGAACACUUUUUGAAACAAAGUUGGCAUAUUACCAUGUACACGUUACAGAAUAUAAAAAUGUGGUAUAACAACUGCAGUAUAUAAAAUACUGGUAUUCCAUGAUAGAUCUUUGUAUUAAUGUGACUCUCUUAAGAAAAUGUCUUCAAACAAUCAGAUGAUCUCCUUUUCC